GUGCCCGCCGGCCGGGAGCCGCCUGUUGAUCGCGCGCCCGCCUGGCCACGGCGCGCCCUGCUAGUGGCCCCGCUAUUUCGAGCUGACGGACUGACGGCUCGCACCGCCGGCUCCGGGAUGGACGCACGAACGGUGGCAUUCUGAGGUCUCAGGACGCUGGCCCAUUUAAACGUUCACGGCCCAUGAGAAGGGCAUCUGAGAAACCAUGGCGCUACCUUUUCAAAAAGAGUUGGAGAAAUAUAAGAACAUUGAUGAAGAUGAGCUUCUUGGAAAACUCUCAGAAGAGGAAUUGAAACACUUGGAAAAUGUUCUUGAUGACCUAGAUCCCGAGAGUGCCCUGCUACCAGCUGGAUUCCGACAGAAAGACCAGACACAGAAAGCAGCCACCGGCCCCUUUGACCGCGAGCACCUCCUCAUGUACCUGGAGAAGGAGGCUUUGGAACAGAAAGACAGGGAAGACGUUGUGCCUUUCACUGGAGAAAAGAAAGGGAGAGUCUUUAUCCCCAAAGAGAAGCCCGUGGAAACGCGUAAAGAAGAAAAAGUGACCCUUGAUCCAGAACUGGAGGAAGCUUUGGCCAGUGCCUCCGACACUGAGCUCUACGAUCUUGCAGCUGUUCUUGGAGUCCACAAUUUGCUCAAUAACCCAAAAUUUGAUGAAGAAACACCCAACAGUAAAGGUGGCAAAGGGCCUGUGAGAAAUGUGGUCAAAGGUGAAAAGGUCAAGCCUGUAUUUGAGGAACCACCCAACCCCACAAAUGUGGAAGUAAGUCUGCAGCAGAUGAAAGCUAACGAUCCCAGCCUCCAAGAAGUCAAUCUCAACAACAUUAAGAACAUUCCAAUUCCAACCCUGAGAGAAUUUGCAAAGGCUCUGGAGACCAACACCCAUGUCAAGAAGUUCAGCCUGGCUGCCACCCGCAGCAAUGACCCUGUGGCAAUUGCUUUUGCAGAUAUGCUGAAAGUGAACAAGACCUUGAAAAGUCUAAACAUAGAAUCCAAUUUUGUAACUGGAGCUGGGAUCCUGGCCCUGGUGGAGGCACUAAGAGAAAAUGACACCUUGACAGAAAUCAAGAUCGACAACCAGAGACAGCAGUUGGGAACAGCCGUAGAGAUGGAAAUUGCCCAGAUGCUCGAGGAGAAUUCAAGGAUCCUCAAAUUUGGAUAUCAGUUUACCAAGCAAGGGCCUCGAACGAGGGUGGCAGCUGCCAUCACGAAGAAUAAUGAUCUGGUUCGUAAAAAGCGAGUUGAAGGAGACCGAAAGUAAAUUCCUACAAGAAGCGAGGUUUCACCACGGCAGCCAUUUGAAAACGAACAAAAGCGCUUCUCCCCCACCGGGACUGUUUUACCAAAGGUGGUUCAUUUCCGUUAACCGCAAAACUCACAUUUAAUGUUCAUUCUUUUUUAGCACGACUUACUUAUCUGGGAUUUUUAAAUACAUACGAUUGUUUUAUUUGCUCGUGGGCGCCCCUGGCAACUUGCACCAGUGGACAUAGGCAGGUCUUAGUGGGUGACAACGAUCGAAAAGGAUUUAACCACUUUCACAUUGGGUUGUCUCGCUUACGUGGACUUUUUAUAACCACUGAAAGGCGUUUAGUAUGUAAGUGUGUUUGUAACUGAUGAUGAUAGAGGCCUAUCUCUGUUUACAUGCAUAGCUUUGAGUUAGGCUAAAUACAGCAGAAGUGUUCUGCUGACCAUAUAAGAAGUUAGUAUUGCCAAUCUUUCACUGGGUGAGAAAUGCGACCCAAUUUAGCACAAAUUCUUAGUUCCAGAAAUAUCACUGAAUGCACAUGCCCCACUGAUCAAAAAUCAAUGGGAUCAUCUUCAUAAAAACAAGACAGCAUUAUGAUACUUUAACAUAGCCUCAGUAAAGAAGUAUAAAGUGUUUAUUAACCCACAAAUAUAGCUUCAAGCCAGACUCACAGGUAGCAAAAUUAAUUGGCACACCUACCUUUACUAAUUAUUCAACAUAAAUGCAAUCUUUAACAUGACUCUGAUGGAUAACUUUUUACAAAGCUGUUUUAAAGUUCUCCAGACAGGAUGGGAUAUUUUUAAGCUUUAGUAAGAGGGAGGCUUUUGAAACAAUACACGCCCAAAUAAAACAAUAGUAAUUGUACAUUAAUCAAGGCUGUCUGAUACACAUGACCGCACUAUUGUGGCAAAUUUUAGAAGGAUUUAUUGCUUUUUCUUUAGUGUAACAAGAUUGCAGGAUAAAAGGUGAACAUUCAAGUUAAUUAUACUGAUUUUAGUCUACAUGGCAUGAUCCAUCCAGAUACUUGCAAACAUCAGGAAAACGUGUGAAGGAUCACUUAUCCAGAUGUUUGUCAUCUCAAGAACGAAGGCUGUGAAAGUACCGCGGCAAUGAUUGCAUGGUAGUAUGCAUUAAUCUUGCAGAGGUCAGAUGCUGAAAUAAGGAAACCAGUGACUACAGCCUUUGGCCCAAGUGCACACGUCUCUGAUAACUGUCAGUGCCCACGGCUGUAAUUGGUGGCACUCUUAACAUUAGCUUUUAUGUCUCCCUUCCUUAUUCCCUUCUCCCUUUCCUUCCAACUCUUCUUUUUCUUUUCUUUGUAAUGCUGAGUCUUGUAAAGGCGGCAUUCCUAGUGCUGGUAAUAGCUGGAGCUAAAGGGGUUGCUGACUUUGGCAAAGGUGGGCCCAGCCCAGGAUUUGUUUAGUAAUUGAGUCUUCCUGCAUUGCUUGAUAGCAGUAAAACAGGUUUAAAAAAAUGAUAAAUUAAUUCACAUAUCAUUCUUGCUAUAUGUAGAGCACAUGGAAACCAUUUCAGAUAGAUAGCCUUUAUAAAAUUGGACAUUUACCUGUAUUUUAAGUUCUCACCUCUGUAGCCCUGAAAUUCUUGGAAACAUCUCAUUUUCUUGAGAAUACUUUACAUUUUGGGGGGACUAAUGAGCAGAACAUGUUGACAUUUUUAGAACCCUAAAAAUUCUUUAGUUUCCCACUACGUCUCCCUAUCUAUACAAAAAAAAAAAAAAAGCACAGUAAAUAGUAUUUAAUGGUUUUCAGUCUGAUUUUUCCUUUCCCCUUACUUACUUAGAUGUGAAAUGUUGGAGCCAGCUCAUACAGGCUUACUGAUUAUUAAAUUUUCAAGAAUUUUUGCGAACUGGUUGUUAAACAUGGCCAUUAUUAAAAAUUAAAUGUCAUGCACUUACGAUUAAGUAAGCUGUAUUAAGAACAAAAGUAAUACUCAAAAGUACAUUUACUAUUUCCUGUGCUCUUACGACUAUUUGCAUCUGUUGUUGUCGUAUGGCAGACAUGCUAUAAUGUUGUACUACUUACAUCUCUUCUGAACUCAGAAGUUCAGGACCUCUUGCUGGAAGUUUGAAAUUGGCCAUGGUGGUGGGAGUAUUUAUACCAAGGAAAUUAGCAAAUUUUACAAAUCAGGGCUUCCUCCUACCCCAUGCCCCCCAGUUUCUGGUUUAUAAACACGCAUUAGCAAUGUAUACAACUCCUUUUUUUUUUUUUUUUUUGUAUACAUAUGUUUUGGUUACCAUGUUGCCAAAGGGGAGAACAUUUCUCUUCUGUUUCUUUCUACUAGCACUUUAGAUUCAUUGCAGAUAUAUUUAAGUGCUAAGUCCCUGGCAUGACCCUGCAAGUAGGACUUUUUCCUUUCUUUUCUCAUUUACUCUUAUUCUUACCUUCACCCCUAAGAAAUCUUGAAUUCUACAGUGUUUUCUGCAGCACCAAGGUGCUGUCGACUGGGGGCUAAAGCAGUUUCUGACAAACCCUGGCAGAAAGCAAGAAAAAAAAUCAGAAUUUAAUAGUGACAGUACUGCAGUUGUUGAUAGCAUUAAAGCAAGAUAAUGGGGUAUUAUCAAAAUUUAGCACUGUUUUAGCUUGUAAAAGUUGGCUCACAUGUAAUAGAAUCUAUGAAAUCAAAUAUUUAUAACUAACCAUUUUAUCUUAAUAUUGCCUAGGUUUUAAAAGUAGCUUGAAAGGUGACAUUUUCAUGAGUAUUCACAUAUGAAAGAUAACUAUUAGAAGAUACACUUACAUUUUGGAGAGCCUAUAAAUCAUUUAAUUAGCCUAGGACUUCAUCUCUCCAUCUUCCCAAAGUGUGCAAGUAGUUUUUUCAUUAUUAUGAGCAUGAUUAAUUCCUUACCAUUCAUCAUGGUGGUGCAUAAUGUAUAUAAAAUAUUUUUAUAUGUAUGCAUUUGCCAAAUAUGAUGCUGAGAUAUUUGGCAACAUCUGGACAACUGAUUGAGGGAGAUCAUCUCUUCCCAGACCACCUCCUUCCCUCUUUUAGAUGUGUAUAGGCCCACAGUAAGUGCAGAAUCACUCACCAGGGCCUGCAGGCUCAUAUCACAGCGUGACUCGUAAAAGGUGACUUUUAGAAGACAAUUUCUGGAAGUCUGGAGAUCACAUCACUAGUCCAGCACUACAUCUCCCCACCGUACAGAAGUGUGUAAAGGAUGCUGUUUCAUCGUCAUGGGCAUGAAUCAAUCUUUUCCUUUUAUCUUGUUAGGGCCUAAUGUAAAUAAGAGUGUGAGUGUGUGUGUGUGUGUGUGUGUGUGUGUGUGUGUUGCCAAAUAUCUAAAUAACUAGGUGUUUGGCUACAUCUGGACAACCGAUUGAAGGGAGAUGCUCUCUCCCAGCUCCUUGUCCCUUGUCCUUUUUAGAGUUACUGCAGAACCAGGUUAAUGUGAAAUCACUCCCUGGAGUUUGCAUUUUAGGUCAUCAACCCCCAAAUUUCAGUGUGCAUGGACAACAACCUUAGGGAAUAAA
Molecule: messenger RNA, 4734 nt
Organism: Myotis daubentonii (Daubenton's bat)
Lineage: Eukaryota; Metazoa; Chordata; Mammalia; Chiroptera; Vespertilionidae
Gene: TMOD2
Product: tropomodulin 2
Biological process (GO): pointed-end actin filament capping; myofibril assembly; muscle contraction
Cellular component (GO): cytoskeleton; striated muscle thin filament; myofibril
Molecular function (GO): tropomyosin binding
Source: RefSeq, a predicted model, not a curated record